This is a messenger RNA of Drosophila suzukii, 792 nucleotides long. RefSeq names its product post-GPI attachment to proteins factor 2. Lineage: Eukaryota; Metazoa; Arthropoda; Insecta; Diptera; Drosophilidae. Gene Ontology annotation, biological process: GPI anchor biosynthetic process. Gene Ontology annotation, cellular component: Golgi membrane; endoplasmic reticulum membrane. The record is from RefSeq and is a predicted model, not a curated record.
AUGAAGAACUUCGUCGAGGAUCAAACCAAGCUGUUGCCCAGCUCCUUGAAGGAUUUUCAAGAGAGGCGCCAUUUCCGCAUAGGGGUAGGUCCCUUCCUGGCCCUGGGCCUUUUGCAGGUGCCCCUUUGCAUGGCUUACAACCUGGUGAUGGCCAUUAGCACGGACUUCAAGUCGACUACUUAUACAUCCUGCCAUGCCUUCAACUUUUUCCCCACCACGUCGGCGGCUGCCAAGUCGCAGCACACAAUUUGGGCUUUGGUCUGCUGGCUGGAGUUCCCCUUCCUCAUAGCAAGUGCCUGGCUGCAGUUCCGCUUCAACCGGAGGACUCUGCCCAAGCCGGUACGGAGCUUCGGUUGCCUGAUGGCCAUCUUUUUGGCGGUUAAUAGCACCAGCAUGCUGCUGUGGGGCACCUUUGCUGAGGCGGAUGGCGACUCAUUGCUGCACAUAUCCAUUGCUUUGUCCCUGUUUGUGUCGUGUGCCAUCUACAUGGGAGGAUCCUUUGUGUGCGCCAAGUAUUAUAUGCGCGACAGGAAUAGGCAGCUGCAGGAGGAGCUCGCCUACAGUUUGAAGAGUGGUUUGGUCCUCACCUACUACGUGUCCGUGGUGAUCAUGUGGUUCUUUUACUACGUGCACCAGAAGUUUUGCCUUCCCUUGGCCUACUCCAUAUUCGGCAUGGGCGAGUUCAUCUCCUGCGAGUGCUUCUGCAUUUAUCUGUGCCUGGCCUACUUUGACUUUUACCACGUCUACAUAUGCUACGAUCAGCGAUUGGGCUUCUUUCUCAGCGAGAUCUAA